Alternaria arborescens is the source of this 483-nucleotide messenger RNA. RefSeq lists its product as hypothetical. The record is from RefSeq and is a predicted model, not a curated record. The transcript is spliced from 2 exons. Lineage: Eukaryota; Fungi; Ascomycota; Dothideomycetes; Pleosporales; Pleosporaceae. Gene Ontology annotation, molecular function: pyruvate transmembrane transporter activity. Gene Ontology annotation, cellular component: mitochondrial inner membrane. Gene Ontology annotation, biological process: pyruvate import into mitochondria. The coding region runs from base 1 to 483 and encodes 160 amino acids.
AUGUCGUUCCGCCCGGGCUCCCGCAUCUUCAGCUCUUUCCGACCCUUCUUUCAACGCGCAAAUGCCCGCCGACAUGCCGGCACAGCUGCAGGCGCUGAGCCCGCUGGCUUCCAAAAGUUCUGGAACAGCCCUAUCGGACCCAAGACUGUCCACUUCUGGGCCCCAGUAAUGAAAUGGGGCAUGGUCCUCGCCGGUGCCUCCGACUUCUCCCGCCCCGCUGAAUCUCUCUCCUUCACCCAGAACUUCGCUCUCAUGUGCACAGGUGCCAUCUGGACACGAUGGUGCUUCGUUAUCCGCCCCAAGAACGUUGCCUUGGCUGCUGUCAACUUCCUUGUCUUCUGCGUUGGUGCUACACAGGUCGGCCGUAUCUACGCCUACAACAAGUCCAUCGAAGGCACUGAGAGUCAAGCCAAGGGCGAGAUGAAGGAUCUCAAGCACACUGCUGAGAAGGCUGAACAGAAGGCCGAGAAGGCUCUGAAGUAA